Arabis nemorensis is the source of this 591-nucleotide messenger RNA. The record is from the annotation of a GenBank genome assembly. NCBI's taxonomy places the organism in Eukaryota, Viridiplantae, Streptophyta, Magnoliopsida, Brassicales, Brassicaceae.
AUGGAGACUAAGGUUGAUGAAGAAGCUGGGAUCAAUGGUGCUGGUCGAACGAUCAAAGAAGAGAAAGCAAUAGGUCAGACUUUUAAGACCACAGCUCAUCUAGCUAACCUUUUACCUACAGGGACAGUUCUCGCGUACCAGAUCUUGUCGCCAAUUUUCACAAAUGUUGGACACUGCGAUUCAGUUAGCAGAUUCAUGACUGCGUCGCUAGUUUCCAUCUGUGGAUUCUCUUGUUUCAUACUUAGCUUCACAGAUUCUUACAAGGACUUGAAUGGAAAUGUCUGCUACGGAUUUGCUACAAUCAAUGGCUUCUGGAUAAUCGAUGGCUCGGCUGUUCUUCCUCAAGAACGUUCCAAAAGCUAUAGAUUACGGUUCAUAGACUUUGCCCAUGCCAUUAUGUCGUUUCUGGUGUUUGGAGCCGUGGUUAUGUUUGAUCCGAAUAUGGUCAACUGUUUCUUUCACGAAGCAUCAGAUGAAGUAGAAGUGCUUCUCACAGCUUUGCCUGUAGCCGUAGGAGUCUUUUGCAGUAUGUUGUUUGCUACAUUUCCGACUACACGCCAUGGUAUCGGUUUUCCACUCUCUGCUAAAUGA